CGCCCCCUCCCCUCCGCCUCGAGCACCGCACGCGCGCAUCCGGCCCCCGCCACCACUAACGCUAGAAGCUGCUUACCCAGCCCCGCCCCGCCCUACCCUACCCCUGGCGGCCUCAGGCGACGCCGAGCGAGGCUGAGGCUGGCGGCGAAUCGCCGCAGAGCUGCGAGUCGGCAGCGCCCUCUGAUUGGACAGCGGGGAAGCCUGUCAGUUUAUUGGCCCCGUUGGUCCCGCCCCGUAGCGCAGGGCAGCCUUUAACCUUUGGCCCCAGCGGGCGCCAGCCACUCAGAUCGCUUCUUGUUGGUAUGUGUAGCGGCAGUGGCCGCCGGCGGAGCAGUCUGAGCCCGACGAUGAGGCCGGGAACGGGAGCCGAGCGUGGAGGCCUCAUGGUGAGUGAAAUGGAGAGCCAUCCUCCCUCGCAGGGUCCCGGGGACGGGGAGCGGAGACUGUCCGGCUCAAGCCUCUGCUCCAGCUCUUGGGUCUCUGCUGACGGCUUCCUGAGGAGACGGCCCUCGAUGGGGCACCCUGGCAUGCAUUAUGCCCCAAUGGGAAUGCACCCUAUGGGUCAGAGAGCAAAUAUGCCUCCUGUACCUCAUGGAAUGAUGCCGCAAAUGAUGCCCCCUAUGGGAGGGCCUCCAAUGGGACAAAUGCCUGGAAUGAUGUCUUCAGUAAUGCCUGGAAUGAUGAUGUCUCAUAUGUCUCAGGCUUCCAUGCAGCCUGCCUUACCGCCAGGAGUAAAUAAUAUGGAUGUGGCAGCAGGUACAACAUCUGGUGCAAAGUCAAUGUGGACUGAACAUAAAUCACCUGAUGGAAGGACUUACUACUACAAUACUGAAACAAAACAGUCUACUUGGGAGAAACCAGAUGAUCUUAAAACACCUGCUGAGCAACUUUUGUCUAAAUGCCCCUGGAAGGAGUACAAAUCUGACUCUGGAAAACCUUAUUAUUAUAAUUCUCAAACAAAAGAAUCUCGCUGGGCCAAACCUAAAGAACUUGAGGAUCUUGAAGGAUACCAGAAUACCAUUGUUGCUGGAAGUCUUAUUACAAAAUCAAACCUGCAUGCAAUGAUCAAAGCUGAAGAAAGCAGUAAGCAAGAAGAGUGCACCACAACUUCAGCAGCCCCAGUUCCUACAACAGAAAUUCCAACCACAAUGAGCACCAUGGCUGCUGCAGAAGCAGCAGCUGCUGUUGUUGCAGCAGCAGCCGCCGCCGCAGCAGCCGCCGCUGCAGCCAAUGCCAGUGCUUCCACCUCUGCUUCUAAUACUGUUGGUGGAACUGUUCCAGUUGUUCCUGAGCCUGAAGUUACUUCAAUUGUUGCUACUGUUGUAGAUAAUGAAAAUACAGUAACAAUUUCAACUGAAGAACAAGCACAACUUACUAGUACCCCUGCUGUUCAGGAUCCAAGUGUUGAAGUAUCCAGCAAUACGGGAGAAGAAACAUCUAAGCAGGAAACUGUAGCUGAUUUUACUCCCAAAAAAGAAGAGGAGGAAAGCCAACCAGCAAAGAAAACGUACACUUGGAAUACAAAGGAGGAGGCAAAGCAAGCAUUUAAAGAAUUAUUGAAAGAAAAGCGGGUACCAUCCAAUGCUUCAUGGGAGCAAGCUAUGAAAAUGAUCAUUAAUGAUCCACGCUACAGUGCUUUAGCAAAGUUGAGUGAAAAAAAGCAGGCCUUUAAUGCUUAUAAAGUCCAGACAGAGAAAGAAGAAAAAGAAGAAGCAAGAUCAAAAUACAAAGAGGCUAAGGAAUCCUUUCAGCGUUUUCUUGAAAACCAUGAGAAAAUGACUUCCACAACCAGAUACAAAAAAGCAGAGCAAAUGUUUGGAGAGAUGGAAGUCUGGAAUGCAAUAUCGGAACGUGAUCGUCUUGAAAUCUAUGAAGAUGUUUUAUUCUUUCUUUCAAAAAAAGAAAAGGAACAAGCAAAGCAGUUGCGAAAGAGAAAUUGGGAAGCCUUAAAAAACAUACUUGACAACAUGGCUAACGUAACAUACUCUACUACUUGGUCUGAAGCCCAGCAGUAUCUGAUGGAUAAUCCAACUUUUGCAGAAGAUGAGGAACUACAGAACAUGGAUAAAGAAGAUGCAUUAAUUUGCUUUGAAGAACACAUUCGGGCUUUAGAAAAGGAGGAAGAAGAAGAAAAACAGAAGAGUUUGCUGAGAGAAAGGAGACGACAGCGUAAAAAUAGAGAAUCUUUUCAGAUAUUUUUAGAUGAACUGCAUGAACAUGGACAACUGCAUUCUAUGUCGUCUUGGAUGGAAUUGUAUCCAACAAUUAGUUCUGACAUUAGAUUUACUAAUAUGCUUGGUCAGCCGGUUUUUUCAUUAGGAUCAACUGCACUUGACCUUUUCAAGUUUUAUGUUGAGGAUCUUAAAGCACGUUACCAUGAUGAGAAGAAAAUAAUAAAAGACAUUCUAAAGGAUAAAGGAUUUGUAGUUGAAGUAAAUACCACUUUUGAAGAUUUUGUGGCAAUAAUUAGUUCAACUAAAAGAUCAACCACAUUAGAUGCUGGAAAUAUUAAGUUGGCUUUCAAUAGUUUACUAGAAAAGGCAGAAGCCCGUGAACGUGAAAGAGAAAAAGAGGAGGCUCGGAAGAUGAAGCGAAAAGAAUCUGCAUUUAAGAGUAUGUUGAAACAAGCUACUCCUCCAAUAGAAUUGGAUGCUGUGUGGGAAGAUAUCCGGGAGAGAUUUGUAAAAGAGCCAGCGUUUGAGGACAUAACUCUGGAGUCUGAAAGAAAACGAAUAUUUAAAGAUUUUAUGCAUGUGCUUGAGCACGAAUGUCAACAUCAUCAUUCAAAGAACAAGAAACAUUCUAAAAAAUCUAAAAAACAUCACAGGAAACGUUCCCGCUCUCGAUCGGGGUCAGAUUCAGAUGAUGAUGACAGCCAUUCAAAGAAAAAAAGGCAGCGAUCAGAGUCCCGAUCUGCUUCAGAACAUUCUUCUAGUGCUGAGUCUGAGAGAAGCUAUAAGAAGUCAAAAAAACAUAAGAAGAAAAGCAAGAAGAGGAGACAUAAAUCUGACUCUCCGGAGUCAGAUGCUGAACGGGAGAAGGAUAAAAAAGAAAAAGACCGGGAAAGUGAAAAAGACAGAACUAGACAAAGAUCAGAAUCAAAACACAAAUCACCUAAGAAAAAGACUGGAAAGGAUUCUGGUAAUUGGGAUACUUCUGGCAGUGAACUGAGUGAAGGAGAAUUGGAAAAGCGCAGAAGGACCCUGUUGGAGCAACUGGAUGAUGAUCAAUAAAUUAUACCAAAUAUAUGUUUACAGUAUGAUUUAAAGUCUAAUUCAGACCAGGGACUCUAUUUUAAGUUCAAUUGAAAUAACACUGGGUUUUAAUUAUAUCACAGAAAAAAAAAAGUGCAUUUAAGUAUUGUUAUUGUGGACUUUAUAAAAGCAAAGGAAAUUGAAAAUAACUUUUGAUUCUGUAUCAAGAAUCAUAUUUUCAUACGGUCAUAACUGUCUUUCUGUGACCCUUUCAGAGGGCACUGCAGGAUGGAUUAAAGGUGGCAAUUUACUGAUAACUGCAGAUGUCUCUACUUUGUUCUAAAGUCUAAGUCAUGAGAUGAUUUGAUUUACUUUAUAGAAGUUGGAUUUUGAAGAUAUAAUGAAAAUUUUUUUGAUAUCUAGUAGUACAAAACAAAGCACCAGCAACUGAUAAAACUGGUUUUUUGUGCACUACCCAACUGGUUAAAGCCGAUAUGAUCUUUUAUGGUGAACUCAGAAAUAGGUGUUCUUAAUGGAAACCUGGUAGACCCUUAACUAUAGUGGUGUUAACAAGCACUACUAUAAUAAAGCCACCAUUAUUUUUUAUGAAACAUCCGAUUACAUUUUAAAAAGGCUAUUGUGAGGGCAUUAUUUUGAGGUGAUGUUUAAAAAGUUAACAUCAAAUCAAAUUGUAAAUUAGUUUAAAUAUAUUGCCUUAAGGACCUACUAAAGAAUGUGCCACCAAACGUUAAGUGAUAGUUGCAAUAUCCUUGUCUAAAACAAAAAUCAAUGUUGACUUUAAACAUUUUCUUUAACAGUUGUCUUUUUUUAAAAAAAAAUUCGAUCUUUCUCUUGCUUUUUUUUUCAUUGAGGAAGUCUUUUACCUUCCCUACUCACUGAGAAGUAUUGACUUCGUGGUACACAUUCUAAAGCAUUUCUGAUUUGAAUAUUUUUGUACAUUUUUAUCAAUUAUUAAACCUUCUCUUCUAGCGUG
Messenger RNA from Equus quagga, 4188 nucleotides. RefSeq names its product pre-mRNA processing factor 40 homolog A (gene PRPF40A). Gene Ontology annotation, molecular function: protein binding; RNA binding. The coding region runs from base 303 to 3233 and encodes 976 amino acids. The transcript has 27 exons. Gene Ontology annotation, biological process: mRNA cis splicing, via spliceosome. Gene Ontology annotation, cellular component: U1 snRNP; U2-type prespliceosome. The record is from RefSeq and is a predicted model, not a curated record. NCBI's taxonomy places the organism in Eukaryota, Metazoa, Chordata, Mammalia, Perissodactyla, Equidae.